Molecule: messenger RNA, 1089 nt
Organism: Anopheles stephensi (Asian malaria mosquito)
Lineage: Eukaryota; Metazoa; Arthropoda; Insecta; Diptera; Culicidae
Gene: Dph5
Product: diphthine methyl ester synthase
Exons: 2
Coding region: 114-980 (288 amino acids)
Biological process (GO): protein histidyl modification to diphthamide
Molecular function (GO): diphthine synthase activity
Source: RefSeq, a predicted model, not a curated record
UUACGUUUUGGAGCUGUCACCGAGAACAUGUGUGUUUGUUUUGCGUAAAAUCGAUCGACCGGCAAAUUCAGACGAAUCUAUUUAAAUUCUACUGUGCCGCGUUUAACUGUAAAAUGUUUUACAUUAUCGGGCUGGGCCUGGGUGAUCCGGAGGACAUCACGGUGAAAGGGUUGAACAUAAUCAAACAAUGCGAACGCGUGUACCUCGAAUCAUACACUUCGAUUUUAAGCUGUGGACAGGAGAAAUUGGAAGAAUUCUACGGCAGGAAACUUAUUCUUGCUGACCGUGAAAUGGUCGAGCAACGGGCGGAUGAAAUCUUGGAUGGAGCCACCACCCAAUCGAUAGCAUUUCUAGUAGUUGGAGACCCGUUUGGCGCAACGACUCACACCGAUCUGAUGCUACGAGCAAAGGAAAGAGGAAUCACAACAUCCAUCGUGCACAACGCGUCGAUUAUGAAUGCCGUGGGAUGCUGCGGUUUGCAGUUGUACCAUUUCGGUGAGACGGUUUCGAUUCCGUACUGGGACGAUAGUUGGAAGCCGGACAGCUUUUACGAUAAGAUCGUUGCCAACCUCAAGCAUGGACUGCACACGCUCUGUCUGUUGGACAUUAAGGUGAGGGAACCAACGCUGGAGUCACUGAUGAAGAAGAAGCGCGAGUACAUGCCGCCCCGGUUUAUGUCCGUGAGUGAAGCGGCCGGACAGCUGCUGGAGAUUGUCGCCAAUAAAUCGAAAGAUGAGGCAAGCGAAAAAGCACCGCACGAGCACAAGCUCCAUGAGAACUCGCUAAUUGUAGGACUAGCCCGGGUUGGACAUGAAAGCCAGAAAAUUGUUGCCUGUACGCUGCGCGAGAUGCAACAAAUGGAUCUGGGGCCACCGUUACACUCGCUCAUCAUUCCCAACAGCCAUAUGCACGAGUUGGAAAAGGAGUUCCUACAACAGUUUGCCGCGCUAGAUUGUAACACCAAUUGUAAGCUGGAGUAAAAAAGUCUCUUCUGCCGUGUAUAUCACGCGUCCUGAGAUAUAAAAUAAAAAUCUAUGUAAAUGACAUAAUAAAAAACAAAACGAUGAAUCACUGUCGGCCAGCAAAAAA